This is a messenger RNA of Magallana angulata, 2021 nucleotides long. RefSeq lists its product as uncharacterized. The record is from RefSeq and is a predicted model, not a curated record. NCBI's taxonomy places the organism in Eukaryota, Metazoa, Mollusca, Bivalvia, Ostreida, Ostreidae. The coding region runs from base 305 to 1378 and encodes 357 amino acids. The transcript is spliced from 5 exons.
GCGACCUCAGAGUAUGGAAUAACGCGCGGUGAAUGGGCGAUUUAAACGACAGAUGUUCCCCGAGAGAUGAGAACUUUAGUUACCAGCUGCGAGAAACAAAUCUCGCCUCAAAGCUAACAAAGGGUCUGUUCCCCGGGUCUAUCCGGUGAAUAAUGACAAUUCCCUCUGUCUGGGGGUACUAGACUCACUGCCAAGGAAGGCUCCCUCAAUGCGACCUCCAUUAAAGAAAAAGGUUUAACAGAGAAAAUCGACUUGAGUCUUUGUGUUGCAAUGUGACCAAACUCUGAAGUUCUGGACCAAGGAAAUGUUACCACAGAUAAUAAGUGUCUUUGUAAUUACUGCGGUGGUUCAAAAGUGCACAGGUGAAUCUGCAUUUGUUUGUACAGAGAAAGAGACAGGGAAACAGACGGUGCACCUGCACUGUCCAUUUGGAACAGAGAUACAGAUCAAGGAGUCCAUCUACGGCCGGAACAAGUGGCGACAGUGUCUGUACACCGUGGGGGACUGCACUGAGACGGCGGACUUAUCCGAGGAGUGCUGCGGCCGCCGUAACUGUAACGUCACCGUCUGGCGGAUUUAUUCCAUCAAGUGUGAAUACGUCACGUUCUUUCGUGUCAUUUAUGAAUGCGUAGAAAAGGGUGAAGCAGAAUGUAAAGACGAGGAAGACCCAGACGAAUUUGAUCCUACUAUUUUUGAAAUUACGUCUCAAAUGAAGUUUCCGUCAACAUCAACCAAACUCCAGCCGUUUAAAUCAACCGCGGAUAACCAGAUUACAUCACGUGGUUUCUUGCCAGAGUCCGGCAAAUCUGAUCCGGGUUCAUCCGGAGCAAUGUCCACCACCAUUGAGAAAGACAAUAUCGGCGAUGACCUGGCCGUGAUAAUUGUGUCAGCUGCUGCCAUAGCCAUUCUGUUGGUGUGCAUUAUCGUUGUGCUCAUAUGUCUGAGGAAGUUUAAAUGGCAAGGGGAAAAGGACUGCGUCUUCAAUUUAUUUGCUGGUUGGUGCAAACGACAUCCUCCGGAUGGAUGUGAAAACCCUGGCCCAGGGCAACGUUCAGAACCGCUUCAACGUGACGUGAAACAUUCCGGAACAGGAAAUGACGUAGAAAAUCAGAACAGGGAAAACACAGCGAAACAAUUAGCAGCCUCUUCUACGAACCAGCCGAUGUCACAUGAUGUUAACCACAACAAUGACAGCUGUGAUGCAGCCUCCGUGGACAAGUGUGCUGACCACCAUUAUGUCGUGUUCGAGGACAUCAAAGCCCUCAAGAACAGUAACCCAGUAUUCCGCUCCCCGACUGAGGGUCGCGUGGUUCUGGACCAGAAAGCUUACAACACCACCCCGGUAGUGUCGGAGGGAAUUGGUAUAACUGCUGUGUAAAUCCAUCAUGCCGGGUUUGGGUUUUUUUAUGUGGUAUACAUCUACCUCUUCAUAGUUGUAACUUUUGAAGAGAGACAUCUGCUGUUAAAAUAUUUCUUUUUAUUGUACGAUUUUUUCCCGUACCAUAAUAAUUACAGUACAGAAAUAUUAUACUCUCUAGAAAGAAAUAUUUUUAAUGUCAGCUGCCCGUACUUUCGAAGCACCUGCUAGUAUCUUCACUGCCACUCUCAACUACUUCAUGAUACAUGUAUUUGCAUUUGAAGUAUGUUAUUCAUGAUUUAUAUGAAUAACAAAAUCCAGGUACAAUGUACCUUAAAUUUCCAUUGAAAUUACCGAUCGAAAGAUAAAUUGCUAACUAAAGAUUAAUUUUAGAUGUAGGUGCAAUUAUUGUCAAAUUAAUUUUUAAGGUACAAAAAAUUUGGGGGGAAAAUUAUUUUGAAAUUAUUACUGAGUUUUGAAGUUUGCUUUAUUAUAUUUAUGUAUGUAUGCGCGUUUCUUUUUUAAAAUGCCAUAAAAAACACAUUUCAUUCUAUGUCUCGGCUGCAUAAUUUUCAUAAUUGUAUAUAAUUUCAUAUUUUAGUUAUUUCAUUCAUUACCAUUUACUUUUUAUUCAUACGUGCAGGCCCGUAGCAUCGUUUUUGAA